Molecule: messenger RNA, 1581 nt
Organism: Linderina pennispora
Lineage: Eukaryota; Fungi; Kickxellomycota; Kickxellomycetes; Kickxellales; Kickxellaceae
Product: L-serine ammonia-lyase
Exons: 6
Coding region: 1-1518 (505 amino acids)
Biological process (GO): gluconeogenesis
Molecular function (GO): 4 iron, 4 sulfur cluster binding; L-serine ammonia-lyase activity
Source: RefSeq, a predicted model, not a curated record
AUGAGCAGCAUGUCGUCGGCCCGUAUGCUCUCGCGCUCGCUCGCCGCUGCGACAUCCCGCCUCUCCGCAGCACGGCGCAUCCACAGCCUGGCACGCCCGCAGGCUUCUGGUCUGCCGCGCAGCACCGACUCGACACACCACGCGGUGGUCAGCACAUUUGAUUUGUUUUCCAUUGGCGUGGGACCCUCGUCAAGCCACACCGUCGGCCCAAUGAGAGCCGGCAAGAUCUUUGUGCAGGACCUGGUCGACCACAAGAUCCUGGACAAGGUCGCCAGCAUCAAGGCCGAUCUGUACGGGUCUCUGGCGCUGACCGGCAUUGGCCACGGCACGCCCAACGCCACGUUGAUGGGCCUUGAGGGAGAGCUGCCCGAGACCGUACCGACCGAGACCAUCAUCCCGCGUGUCGAGGCAAUGCACGAGACCCACACAAUCACCCUCAACGGCACGCAUCGCAUCCGGUUCAACCCUGACAAGGAUCUGACUCUGCACUACUACGAGUCGCUGCCGCAGCACCCGAACGGCAUGCGCUUCACUGUCUUUGAUGCCAACGGCGACAUGCUGGCCACCAACGAGUACUUUAGCAUUGGCGGCGGCUUCGUCGUCAACGAGAAGACCCAAGUCGCCCACGGCGAGAACGUGUUCUUCCGCAACACCGAGUCGCAGGCCGAGACCUCCUCGCACGAGGUUGACGAGCGCACCCAGCAGGAUCUGGUUACCGCUGCUCUGCCCUUCCGCUCGGGCAAGGACCUGAUUGAGAUGUGUGAGCGCGAGAACCUGUCGAUUGCCGAGGUUGUGUUCCUGAACGAGCUGCAGUGGAGGAGCCGCGAGGAGGUCAUCGACUCGGCGUACCGGAUCUGGGGCGUCAUGGACGACUCGAUCCGCCGCGGCUGUCUGUCCACCGACCGCCAGCUGCCAGGGCCGCCUCAAUGUCCGGCGCCCGCACAGCGCAACGAGCUGACAGGCGUGUUCAAGCGUCGCCAGCGUGCUCGCCGCCCUGUGCUCCCUCAGCUCGACUACCUGUCUGUCUACGCCAUUGCCGUGAAUGAGGAGAACGCUGCUGGUGGCCGCGUUGUCACUGCGCCGACCAACGGAGCUGCAGGCGUCAUUCCGGCUGUCCUGAAGUACCACCUCGAGUUCCUGAGCGAGGAUCCCCGCGGUGCCUCGAUCAGCGCCGCCGAGAUGGGCUGCCAGGGCGAGGUCGCUGCUGCUGCCUUUGCUGCUGUCAUGGGCGGCACACCGCGCCAGGUCGAGAAUGCCGCCGAGAUCGGCAUGGAGCACAACCUGGGCCUGACCUGCGAUCCUGUCGACGGCCUGGUGCAGAUUCCGUGCAUUGAGCGCAAUGCCCUUGGCGCCGUCAAGGCCGUCACGGCCGCGCAGCUCGCCCUGCAGGGGGAUGGCCAUCAUCGCGUUACCCUUGACCAGGUCAUUGAGACUAUGCGCCAGACCGGCCAGGACAUGAUGAGCAAGUACAAGGAGACAUCGCAGGGCGGCCUUGCAGUCAAUGUCCCUGUGUGCUGAUAAGUGGUAGGCUUUCUCCGCAUUUCACUGUUUGUAACUUGAUAUUGGUACCCUCUUUCGCAU